Molecule: messenger RNA, 3236 nt
Organism: Aplysia californica (California sea hare)
Lineage: Eukaryota; Metazoa; Mollusca; Gastropoda; Aplysiida; Aplysiidae
Product: transmembrane protein 201
Exons: 12
Coding region: 300-2564 (754 amino acids)
Biological process (GO): nuclear migration along microtubule
Cellular component (GO): nuclear membrane
Molecular function (GO): lamin binding; actin filament binding
Source: RefSeq, a predicted model, not a curated record
CAAAAGUUUACUACUUUCCUUCCGCGCAUGAGAUGAGAGAGAGAGAGAGAGAUUACAUUUAAAAGAAGUACACAGCCUUCUUAGCCUAGACCUGAAGCAAUCUGAUAUGGUGCGUCAAAUCUAAACACUAGAUCUAGAAUCUAGAUUAGAGAAGGACACAUGUGUGUCCAUCCGUGCGCUCAGAGAACAAGUGUUUCUACUUGACAUCUAGAUGUAAACACCCACUUGCUUGACGGAUACACAGCAUUGUCUCAUAGCACACGCAGCAAAAAGGGAAAUAAACAGAGGAAGCUUUCAGCAUGAACUAUUUAUACAGACAUGUGGAAGAACUGUACCUAUUGAUGUUGUCAUGGUUGAAGGCAUGGUGGCGGUAUCUUGUUUAUUCAGAACUUUCAGUUUCUUGUUGGUUCUGUGACCACAAGGCUUUGAUUAAAAUUCAGCAAAAGGACAAAUGGAUUUGUACAAGUUGUGAGCAACAGAAUGGUUUUGAUGAGACAGGUGACUAUGUACAUCCCAUUGAAACACAGUAUGCAGUGAAGGAAGAUUUGCCCAGUGGAGCAGCUUCCUCGGCUGAGGUCAGAGGGUUACUCUGUGAGGCUUGUGCUCACCAUCAGACCAUCAAGGUGCGCCAACUGGCGGCCUAUACCCCUUUAGAUGAGGGCAACUAUGAUGAGGAGAUAGAGAGCUACAGCCAGUACUUGGAGAUUGUAUAUCGCCUUUGUCAGGCCUGUGAGCUUAAAGUGCUUGAGCACUUGAAGAAACAAGACCACUUGCUACUUGAGAAAAUGGAAAAGUCACAAGUGGAAAAGUUGAGGGAGCAUAAGGAGAUGGGGAAUUCUGACGAUGCAUUGUUUAAAUCUUUUCUGACUUCACAGAACACAGAGCAUUUGCCAAAGAGACGCUAUUUACCAUCCUUCAUAUUCUUCUUCUGUUUGAUUUUAGCAUUUGCAUUGUUGGUAAUAAAUGUACGACUUCUUGCUGCAUCGACUUCGACUAAACUUUUCUCUAACAGCAUUCUGCAAGGCUACGUUGAUUUCUUGGUCCAGAAAUUGCCGUCAAGGACUGCUGUAGAUACUGCUGAAAUUAUUGAAUAUCUGGGGACAGCUCUUUGCUUUACUGGAAUGUUUGUGGCUGGAAGGCAUAGCUGGUACCCUGAGGAUGCCUUACACGUGAACCUGUGGGUGGUUUGUGUUGUGCUGUCCAACAGGGAUGUCCUCACCUUCCUGCCCUGGUUGGCUGUUAGAGGCGCUGGUCAUCUCAUCAUCGCUCUGUCCACUUUAACUGCAGCAGCCUUUUGUGUUUUGCGGCCUCGAGUACCUAGAAAUCUGGAUUUUAUUUCUGUAUUGAGGAGGCCAAUUUCUGAUCUUGGAAAUGCAACAUCCGUAACAGCAGAACAGAAGCCAAUAAAGUUCAAGCGAAAUAAAAAGGGAUCAGUUUCUCAAGAAGCUGGUUCAUCUUCCUUGCAUCACCCACAGCGUGGAGGACCAGAUGGUUCUUCUCUCGAUAACUUCCUUCAGGAUUUGAACUCUUUUUCUCUUGGGUCAAGAAAAGUGCCAGGUGCUUCGUCGAGCUUUUGGUCCGUGCCUGCUGGUGCUGAGUCGUCCUUUAACAGGUCCCCGUCUUUCGCGUCAGAAUCAUCAAAUGAAGAUCGCCCUUGUUCUCCAAGUGGACUUCGUCCAGUUCUCUCACCAAGCAGGCUCAGUUUUGUUAGCUUUGGUGCCGCCAGUUCUUCUUCCAGUACAACCAAUAUGAAAAGUUCCCCUUCUCCUUCAAUGACAAGCACCUUGCAAAAGGGUAUUUUUGGACCACCUAUGGGCUCUGUUUGUGACAGUCUUGCCAAUAACUCUAACUUGAGUCAGGUCAGGCAACAUGGUACCCAGAGCAACACUUCUAUUUCGUCAUGUGUAUCAUCUACAUAUGAAACAUCAAAAAUCGCCAAGUCUGUACCUCCUAAUAUUGGAUACUCACCAGGAAGUCAACACUACUGGCAGAAUGUUCGUAAACCUACACCUGUCCGAUCCACGCAUGAUGAAAGCAGGUCAACGGGCCCAUGUGACUCUCAAACAUCAAAUGUAUCAACUCGCGAUGGACGGAAUGAUGUAAAAAGUUCUCUUGGGUAUCUAUCCAAGCAGACAGAAAAACAAUUUUCUACCUCAGUGAAAAGACAAGGCAGCUUUGUCAAGCCUGCAGACAAUAAAAAAAUGGUGGAUAGUAUCCGGAGAUCGUCCCGGAUCGCUACUAAAACAAGACCUUGGCCAUUGAAAAAAGCCCUGAGUUGCAGUAAUGCUAAUGACAAGGAAAGGGCAGAGUUAGCUGGUGUUGCCGCUCGGUGUAAGAGAAAUUUCUCUCCCACCACCAGUGCAGUAACAAGUAUGAAAGACAUUGUCAAUUCCUCUGCUGCUACAAACUCAUUUCGAAGUAUCCCUUCAGACAUGCUAUUGCAAAAUAUUCUGGAGUUUUCUGAUGAUGAGGGUGAGGUUGAAACUGAUCUGUGUGACCUAUCGGAAUCUGCAGUCAGACAAACAGCAGAUUCAUCAACCACAGUUGGAAAUGAAUUCCUCUAAUGUGUCUUGGGACAUGGGUCAAUGGACUGUUGAGAGAUUUUUUUUCCUCUUGUUAUUAAGUCUUUUAAGCUCUGCUUACAGUUGAAGUGAACGUAGGUUCAAAUGCUGCUCUUGUCUUUCAUUGGAACUUAAGUUUAUUAGAAAAUUAUAAACUCAUUGUUCUAAACCAUUUAGCACUUACAGGGGCAUUGUGCAGAGUCAGUUAAAUCACGCUUAAAGCAGCAUUGCGCAGUGUUUCAAUUGCCAAAUGCAUGCCCGACAUUACUGUGGUGUGCAUUCCUAUGAGGUCUUCACAUAUCUUAAAAUGACUGAAAAUGAGGCUAUAAAGUGGAAGUAGAGUUGUUUUUCUUUCUUCAAGUUUUUGAAUUAUCAAAAUUGACCGAGAUAUAAUAUAGUGAUUGUGUGAAUUUUUAAGUAAAUGGAGGGUGCAAUGGAGUUGGACAAAUCCAAGGAAACUUUGAAAUAUACUAAAAUUCAGUUCGUGAAGUGAUCUGGACCAAAGUCACAUUGAAAGUACAUUUUUCGGUCUACUGUGAUAUUGUAUUUAUUCAAGUCACCAGGGAAGUUGGUCCUUUUUGGAUUUGAUGAAAUAGAUGGCAUUUACCUGUCAUGUUUUCAUGAAAACCCAAUUGUCGCAACUGUUAUGAGAGAAAUAAAGAACUUACCCAUAUU